Messenger RNA from Stylonychia lemnae, 516 nucleotides. NCBI's taxonomy places the organism in Eukaryota, Ciliophora, Spirotrichea, Sporadotrichida, Oxytrichidae. The record is from the annotation of a GenBank genome assembly.
AUGUAGAGAUAGCAGGAAGCAACUUCAAGCAUGCAUGAAAGAAUUAAAGCAAGCAGACUGAGGUCACCAAUGGUAGGAGCUUCAGCAAUUGAUAAGAAUGGCAAUGGGACCUUCUCAGCUAGUCUAGGAUUCAUAGGAGGAUUAUAACUUUAAGAAAAUGUAUUCUCAGUGUGUUCAGCAACAUUGAUAUCAGAAGUUUAAAUUCUAGAUGAAAUAAUAAGUUAUUUCAAGGAAUUCUACCUUCCAGCAAGGUGGGGUAAUGCCAUGAGAGCCUACUAAGAUCUCAUCAAUCUAUCAUCUGGAAUAUAUGCUGACUGCAAAUUCGAUUCCUUAAUGAAUACAAUAAGUGGAAUACUCUCAUAAGAGGGACUAAGCACUUUUUUCGCAAGGUUUUUCUCUACUGCUAUUUUUGACGUUGGGAAGUAGCUAAACUUAUUCAAGGCUGCCAAGUCAGAUUAUCAAAGAUGGAAGUAUAUUGGAAAGAUAUUUAGUCUUGUUUUCAAUUUCAAGAUCUGA